AUUGAGCUUUGUUCUGGUCGGAGGAUCGCAGCUGACGGACCCAAAUGAUGGACAUUGCGCAUGCGCAUGUGACAACGUUAUGAAAAUUGUAGUUACAUGAAUUCUUUUCUGAGGUAAAUUGGCGAAAAAUAUCACAGAGAAGAGACACGUGUAUUUACAGUAUGGCAGGCGAAGAAGAGGCGAGCAGGAAAAAGGUAAGUGUCCGGGUUAACCUGUCUUUGCAAGGUAUUAUUCAAACUAAAGGAGCAUCUCCCAGUUUUUUAAAGGUCAGAAGCGACGGCAUCAGUCAAGAAAUCUUAUUUACACCGUCUUUUAGCAGGAAUAUCUUCAGUGAAGUAGUUCUGACUGAAAUGAGACAUGCAGUUUACCUAAACCCACUUAAGCGCGAAUGAAACAAGAGAUUCGCUGUUACAGUGUCCCCAUUUGACCUCAUGAUACCAAUGUUGACAAAUAUCUCCUUAUGAUUAUUAUCCCAUUAUAACUAAGUGUCUGUCCAGGAUCUGUUAAAGUGUCACUGUGUGUUAAGCGGAACAGUAAUGGUCUCUGUAUGUCCGUCUCUCUUCAGGGUUUUCGGCUCCUGGGGAUCCUUGAUGUCCAGAACAUUCCCUGUUCCAGAGACGCUAUCUUGCAUGGCGCUGGAGGCUCCCUGGGUGCUGGGCUGCUGCAUUUUCUGGCCACAAGUGAGUCUGAACUGAACCUUAACUGCAUGUUUGUUUGUACAUAAUUUAUUUUCUCGGCCAGCUGUUGUUCUAGUAAAGCUCACUCUGGCUCUCUGCUCGUGUGCCUUCAUACUGUUUUAGGCCUUGUACAAACGUAGAGGGGUAUUUUUAUGAAGGAAUAUUCAACCCCCUCCAUUUAAAAAGAUAUUUAAAAAAGACAGUGUGGAGGACGCCCAAUGCAGCGCUUACAGUGACACUUGUAAAGGGGCUGCCUUCUGUCGCCAUCUUGUGGCAUUACUGUCUUCAGACAUCUCUUGGUCUCUUUGACUACUUCAUGAAAAUUGUAAUACGCCUCUCCUGUGGAGCUGAGUUAGGGAGGGGGGAUACCUACGCUGUGCUACUCACCAAAAUACCAAAUUGUGCUUGGGAACGCCUUGUCGGCGCGGCGGACCUGACUUACGCUGUGCCUGCGCCACGUCGCUGGCAAAGCACAAAAAUUGAGCCCUUAAACUUAACAUGAACUUAGCACAGGAAGGUGCAAAGUCCUGUAUAAGCAGCUUAAUGAGAUUCAAGUUUUAUAUAUUCAAAUAUAUAAAAUAGUUAGUCUUAUAAAUAAAUAUAAGCAACCCUCACAAUUCUAAACGCUCCUAUGAGGAACUUUCACUUUUGACGAUUAUGGCGCUCCUUGAAAACAUAACAGUUUUUACUUCUCUUGUCCUUUACAUGCUUCAAAAAGUUACAUUUGAUUGGUGAAAACAGGUCUCGGCUUAGGGAUUAGGGAGGGGGGAUGCUUACGCCGGGCUGCGCCGCUCACCAAAAUACCAAAAUUGUGCUUGGGAACGUCUUGUGGCGUGGCGGACCUGACUUACGCCAGAAAGGAAUGAAAUUAAGCCCAGUGUCUCAAUUUAGGGUCUGUUUGCAAGCCUAGUAUUAGCCCAGAAGUUUGAUUGAUUUCUAAGCAGUAGUGUUUUUCUGUUGUCUGCAGGUCGGGUAAGGAGAUCUUUUGACGUGGGAUUUGCAGGCUUUAUGCUGACCACACUUGGGUCCUGGUAGGUCCUUAUGCCACCUUAUGGAUCAUGCUCAUCUUGCUUGCAUUUCUCUGUCCAACCUGAAUUUUAUUCCGUAAUAUGAUAAAGAAACAACUGGCAUAUUUUAUAAACAUCUAGUCAACAAUAAUUCCUGAGUGUGUUUACCUGACUUAUUUCUUGUUGAUGUGUCCCUCUUAUCAGGUUUUACUGCAGAAUAAACAAUGCUAAGCUCCGUGUGCAGCAAAGGAUGAUCCAGGAGGGCAUCAAAAACAAGCUUGUAUAUGAAGGAACUGUUGCAGACCCCACAAACAAACCUGGAGCAGACACACCGUCUGGACCCACAUGACCUCCAGCACUGGGAUAACUGUUCUGCCUCUGUCAGGGCUGGAGGAGAAAGGAGGACUGUCAAAGCCCUAUAAACUAAACAAAACAUCAAGUUUGUUUUUUUUUGUUUUUGCUGCAUAAAUAAUAGACAGAUUAAAUUAUUAAUUGUCGUUCCUUGUUGGCUUUUUUCAGCUUCUGAUACUGCAAAUCAAAGGGUUAAAUCUCUUAUUUCAGGCUCAAAUGUUUGGUCUUUCAGACAAACAGCUAUCACUGGACCUUAUUCUGAUUCCUUUAAUAAACAAAAAUGUUUUUCCCCCUGAAUAUGCUCUUUCUCAGAAAGUUCACGACUCUCCUGAACCUUGUGUUGCAUGUCAUGCUGGGAUUUUGGUGACUCCUUUCUUCUGUCUGAAAGUGCCAGACCAUGACUGAAGAGAGCAAUGAGUUGAAUGAUGUGCAGCAUGUUUCUACAGUGACAGACAUGUUGCUUGUAUGCAGAGGCAGCUUCCUGUGUGAAGAUUGCAUGUCCACAUGUUUGGGGGAGAUUUCCCAGACUUGCACUCGGGGUGGAAAAACAUGCAGGUUUGGGUAAUUGCUCCCCCUAAAUUACCUGUAGCUGUCAGUGUGAAUGGUUGUGUGUCUGUGAUGUGGUAACCUUGUGAUUUACUGGCAGUCUGUCCUGGGUGUACAAAGCCUUUGCAAAUGCCACUGGAGACGGGCUCCUGCCCCCUGUGAGGAUAAACUGUGUAUCUGGAUGGAUGCUAUGGCCACUGGGAUAACAAGUAUUCUGUGAUAAUUUAUUAGAACUGUGACACUGGCUGUGACAGUGAAGUGUGGUUUAAUGUUUUACCAAGAGAGGUCAGAGCAGGACCAGUCUGUUCGAGCCUUAAAUUAGAUUUUCAAUUCACCCUUUUGUUAUAUCUUGGGGCAGAGGUGCCAUCUGGGAUUUCGGGCCCCAUGAAGGAGUAUCACUUUGUACCCUACCACUUUACCAUCUCCUUGCUGUCCGCUGUGUUUUGAUUGUUGGAUUCACUGUUGGUUCUUGUAUAAAAGAGCUGUAAUAUCUUUUUUUUUUAUUUUUUAUAAAAUGUUCUUUAAAUCAGUGGUUCUCAAGUCCAGUGCUCGAGGCCCACUGUCCUGCAUGUUUUGGAUGUUUUCCUGCUCCAACACACCUGAUUCAAAUGAUCAGCUCGUUAUCAAGCUCUGUAAUGGCUUAAUAACGAGCUGAUCAUUUGAAUCAGGUGUGUUGGAGCAGGGAAACAUUCAAAACAUGCAGGACAGUGAGCCUCGAGGACUGGACUUUGAGAACCACUGGUCUAAAUAAUGCUCACAAUAGAAGGGCCUGGUUUGGCACUACAUGACCAGCAGGUGGCACCACAUCCAUCCUUGUGAUUGCUCAACUUAUGCAUCAUCUGAGUCCUAGGAUGUGUGUAACUGUAAAUUUAAGAGACUCACAACGAAUCUGCUAAAAAAAAAAAAAAAAGAAAAAAGGCAAAAUGUGGCUGAUCAAGUCAAUGAAAUUAAUGAAAUAAUAACACAGUUUUGUCAAGAAAAACAACAGAAAAAUCACUUUUAAUGUGUUUAUGUGCACUUACUAAUAGCAGAAGCCAAUCCGUGUGAUUCCACAGAGUGUUUUCAUAGUUUAACCACUUUCACAGCAACAUCUCACUGCUCAGUGUGAAACUCAGAAGUGUUAAUCAACAAUCAUUUUUAAAUCUUCUCAGAGAGCAAAUACAAGAGCAGACAUCCAGUUUUACAAAAGCCUUUACAAAUUCUUCUGUUCCAAAAUAAGAUUUUUUCUGACCUUUCUCUCACACACACAAAUGCUCUCCGGUCAUGCAUUUCAUGCAUUUUGUGACUAAUAUCACUUUAGAUCUUGAGCGUGAUCUUUUUUUAUCAGCCCAGCAUACUUUUUCUUGCAUCUGUGUAAAAGCAAUACAUCCCUCACUGAUGCCAUUACAGUCCUAAUUUAUCCCUACUGCGCCAAAAGCCUUUUAGUUUUACCCUUAUUGAAACAUUUUAGCUCAAAUCUAGACUCAGCUCAGAAGAUGCUCAUACAAAAAGUUUGACUUUAAACUCAAGUUUAGGCACAGAGAAUCAAAACGAAAAACAAAAGACUUUUACCCAGGCAUAUAAAAAUUAUUUUAAGAUGCUAAAGAGCAAAUAAAUUUGGGUCCAAGAGUAACAUCUGUCAUAUAAUAGAUGACAAAAGCAAACCGGUAACUAAUCCUCUUCUCUUCAUUACAACCUCACUACUCUCAGCAGCAUACUUAAAAUUCAUCUUGACCAUCAAACAGAGGACACAGAAGCAGCCUGAGCAGUGACAGUCACACUGUCUUUUGUAGUCUUUUUUUAGAAGACCUUUAUCUCAGUCUGUUUUACUGUCACGUGGAGUGAUUGUUCCACCAGAGCUGCUGGCACACAGACAAGUCAGGAGCGAGAUGUCACCUUAUAUAAGAGCACUCUGAUAUAUUGUUGCUUCACUUAGAGUGACGCAGACAUCAAGGGGAAGGGAGGAUGGGGGGAGGGGGUAAUGAAGGGGAGGGACAGUGCGGGACAUCUGUCACUGUCCUGGCAUGCUGCACAGCCCCAUGUUGAAUUAUCAGGCCGAGGGUGGCUAUUUUUGUGUAUCAUGGGAAGCGGGUAGGACACGUGGAUCUCAUUUUUUAAGUAAAGGAUUUUUUCAUAAAUGAUGUUGCAUCCUCUCUCAAAAAAACAUACCUCUGUUAUCAUAAUGUCUUUUUCUCUGUUAGAAAAUCCUUAAAAUGUUUAUAUUUACCUACUUUAUCAUCCAUUUUGAUCAAUCAUCUGUAUUUGUCUGUCUAUUUUCAUUUUUGAUUUGCAAAAGGCAAAAUAAGUUGUUCAUUUUCUGUAUCUGUCCUGUGGCUCUGUUGUUAAAAUCACUGUCCAUACUUGGAUAUUCAGAUCAAAUCACCUUUGUUUUCAAAUUGUUUAAAUUAAAAACUACCUUUAGACCUACAUGCCAGCAAUAAUGUGCCUUAACAACAGCCUGAUGAUGAAUAAGCUCGCUAUAAGGAGAAUAAUGUCACUUAUAUCCCCGUCUAUUCCCUUGACAAGGUUCUUACAGUAAAAGCAGGUUGAACAGGUACAAUCUGCUGGUAUAAAGCCUUUAACCAAGUCACCUUUCUUUACUGCCACUGCCUUGGUAUUUUGAGUUGACCGCUAAGCGAGAGCGUCAAAGCACAGUCAAAUACACCAAAGUGGAAACUGACAGAGGAGAGGAAAAGAGAGAGUGCGCAGGAAUAUCUCGUGGUGGCUUUUUACUCUUUGGUGAGAGAGUGAAUAGCAAUAGAGGUACAAAAUCUUAAAAUUCACCUAUCGUUGCAUAUUGUGUCCUUAAAGGGCGGUAAGUUGAUCUCAUGAGCCUGGGAAUGAUUCCAAAGUGAGCCCCCCCUGGGCUUAGCUGUAGGGAUAAGAUGAGGAGUUCAGACAUCUGGAUGGAGCUCUAAGCACAGCUGCUUGUCAAAAGGAGAGAGUAGAGGUGGUCCAGGCAUCAGAUCAGGAGGUUUUUAGGUUGCUUUCCUGGUUUUUUUUUCUCGGUACAUUCAACUGCUUAGGGAAUCCGAGGUACAUGUAUCACAACUGGUUUGGGAUUAGCAUAAGAAAGUAGACGAAUGGCGGAAGAGUCAUUAGUAUUUAUUGCUUGCGAUCUCAGACUGAGUCUUUUUAUCUUAAGUGCCUGCUGAUACCAAGUGUGAGCUAAUAUUUGUUGUAUCUUGAUUAAUUUUUUUCCACGUAAUAAACUGGACCAUGCACACCAAAGGUACAGUAAGCUCACACCAAAAUGUACACGUAAAAUAGCUGCGUAGCUCUUCUUCCAGAAGAUAUGACUUCCAUCACAAGUCUCCUUAUGGUUCUCAAAAAAAUAGUUUUCCACCUCAUUAAAAAAUAAUACUGUUUAUAUAAUAAUAAAAAUAAUAAGUUCAAAGAUGCAAUGCUGUUGUCCAUUUAUACUAUGUAUAAAAUUAUACAAAAAAUUCAAAAUAUUCUGUAUUAUUAAAAGUAUGUUUAACACAUUAAAUACAUUUGUUCCUAAGUCCAGACUGAUGAAAAACGUAUCUGAAACAAUAUUUCUCAACAUGUUGAUUCUAACAUGGGUUCACACGCUUCAUUGUUCUCAUUUUGCUCUUUCAAGUUCUCCUCUUUAGUGUCAUAUUUGGCGUCAUCUUGUGGUUGUGAUGAGUACUGGACUUUCACAUUAAAAACAUCCCAUUUCUCAGAAAUCAGGCCUUUGUUAAAGAGCACAGAUGCCAAGUAGGAGAACAACAAGAUGGACACCACAGCUGACAGCAUGCAGAUGGUCCUGAUCGGAGAUUGCUGAAUGUAGACACCGUUAACCAGAGUGCAUCCCGGGAAUUUGAUGAGGGGUGGAAUCCGAAGCAGCGGCUCCCCGCACAACACCCGCAAAAGCAUGCCUAUCACACAGCCAAGAAUGGCUCCAUAAGCGUUGGAGAUCUUGAAGAAGAGGACGCAGACGAUCUGUGGCAGCAUCAAGGUGUAGGUGAGGUCAGAUCGGAGCAUCCAGAUCAUGAGGACGCUGUUGUCCAGGAAGGUGAGAGAUGUACCAGCCAAGCCCACAACCACAACAGAGCAUCGAAUCACCCACUGGAUCUCCUGCUCAGACGCCUUUAAAGAAGGAAACAAAAUACUAUCAGAACCAUUUGUUUUGAACUGAUUUUUAUCACCUUUUUUUCUGUUACAUUUUACACCCUUUUAGUUUGAAAGAGUUCAGGUAUGUCUAAUCCUCCCCUCACCUGUGUCCUCAGGAUAUUCCUAUAGAUGUUGGAGGUGAAGAUGGAGGCUGCAGACAGUAAGGCAGAGUCAGUGGAUGACAUGACAGCAGCAGCCACGGCCCCAAUACCAAUGAUGGAGAUGUAGGUCGGGGUUAGGUACUGCAGGACGAUGGGUAGGAUGAGCCCCAUCUCUCCACGUUCAAUUGGAGAUAAAGGACCAUAAGAGGUCAAAUUCCAAUCUAAGGAUGAAAACAGUCACAGGUGAGUGGGAAUAUAACGUCACAUAAUACACGAAACAUGCAGACAGGUUGUUGAAAUAUAAUCCGAUUAGAAGGUGGAGUUUUGAUCCUCCGUCUUUAACUCAUACUUGUUGAGGCAGCCACUGCUCCAAGCAGUAUAGGAGGGAUUCCUAAUGAGGGAACAAUGAACGCAGCGGCGAAGCACGUGAUCUUGGCCGUGGCUGAGGAGGAAGCUGACAGUGUCCUCUGGUGGAAAUUUUGCAGGCCCAAAUUCCCCAAACCCUAUAAACAGAGAAAGACAAAAAAAUAAAUAAACAGAAAGAAGAAAAUCAGUAUGUGUAUCAGUCACAUAUUUCAAACGAUGGAGGGAUUUCAUGAUUUCUUUGAACAGGUGUUAUUCGUGAGUUCUGCGACAGAGGUCACCAAUACAGAGCCUUUUUACUACAUGUAUCUCUUUACUGCUGAUCUUCUAGACAUAAUAAUAACCACAGCAAAUUAUAUGUUUCUGGAUUCAUCAACCAUACUUGUCAGGAGAUAAAACAGAGCAUACUUGAUAAAAUGUGUUAUGAAGUAGAUUUAUAAAGUAUCGACUGCUGGUAAAGAAUUAUGGGCCUGGUUAUGUUGGCUAAGAAACAAAUAUUGAGGAGUAGAAUCAAUAACAUGCUAUUUACUUUUAUUUUCUCUGUUUUCUGUAUGGAAAACAGCAUAAGACAAUAAAGAACUGGGGGCUCUGUCGCUAAAAUCAUAUUGUGAUGCAAGGUAUUACUGCAGUAUAGCUAUGCUGAUAUACGCUUUCAGAUCACUCCCUCUCAUGUGACAUUUCCUCAUUAUAGGAGCAGCAGAAAAAGAGUGAAGUCUUAAAAAUAUUCAAAUCAGGGUAGAGAUGUGUGCAGCACAGCCUUACAGAUGUACCUGAAUUGGCCAUGAUCUUUUCAUUAAAGGUGGGGUAGGCAGGAAUCCAUUAAAGAAGCAUCUUUUUUUGUGGUGUAUAAACAAAAAACUUUUAAUAUCAGUUAAUAGCUAUUAGUUAUUGAUGACAUUUGACAAAAUCACAAUAUCGCUGUGUUUUAUAUGUCUGUGUAGUCAACAUUUUACAAUUUUUGAGCGUCCCGCUCAUUCUGACUGCAAACAAACCUCCCCGACUUGAUUGGUUGUGAGGCAGACAAAUAACAUGCAUAAGUCCAAACAAAGUUAGCGUGCUACAUUAUCAGACAGUAGAAACCAACCAUAAAGUACGGAAAACUGUCUGAAUCCUCCUUUAGCCAUGACUGCCAACACAAACAAGAAAAUGAAAUAAAUGCCGGACACGCUGGCGGAAUAAUGGGCACUUAAAAAGGAGGUAGACCACCCGGACAAGAGCUGAAAAGCCGCGUCAACAUAAAAUGAUAGGGGACGCCUUGAGAUUGGAACUUAGAGACCAUAUAACCUUUCUGCUGGACAGGUAAACCACUUUAACAAAGUAAGCCAAGUGUCUGUAACAGAAGUGUUUCUUGUCAAACGGGACCAAGGGCCUAUUCUACGAAGCAAGUUCGACCAAGCGAGGUAGCCUUGGAGCUACUUAGCGCGGUAGCCAGCGGUCUCGCUAAACAGUCUUACGACGCUGGUUAUCAACUGCGUAGGUGGAUCCAGCUUUGCUAUGAGCCCGUGCAUGCAUGUAAGGCGGAGCCCGCCGCAUCUGACCAAUCACGAACAUGGACCAGUCUAGAGCGUCAGAGCAGGCCGGAGAGCGAAAGACUGCAUACUUCACAAACGAGGAGCAGGAGACGAUCAUGAGAAAGUAUGAAGAAUUCAAAUCUAUCAUCAACCUCAAAAGCAACACCGUCACCGCUGCAAAAGCACGGAAGAAUUGCUGGCAGAAAAUUGCAGACAGUCUCAAUGCGGAAGUAUAGUGCGCCAAAAAUCUUUGAUGCCAUUAUCACCCUGAAAUAGCACUGUUCAACAUGCACUUUUAACAUGCACCAGACAUGUCUAAUUCAUUUUCAAGAUGAAUUCAUUCAUUUGUUCAUUCGUAUCGUGUUUACAUUGUUUAUGUGAUAUGUGGGCCAUAUGAGCCUUUCAUAGAGGUGGUCAUCUGGUAAAGUAAGUGGGUCCGUGCGGUCCCUGAAAACUCUUCAGGAGUGCUCCUCCUCGGACAAUGCGAGCACCGAAGUCUAUAGGAUCUUCCAAUAACAGACAAGCCAUUUUUCGAGAGAGCUCAUUGGUCAGUGGGCGGGGUUUUUAUACUCGGUGAGUUCAAUCUGGAACUUAACCUGCCCUGGAGCAGGUUAGCCGUUCAGCGUACGUUGCCAUGGAGACUCGCCUCGCUAAGAAGUGAACCUGCGUCAUAAAACAGGAAACCCCGAGUUACCCUCGAAGUUACCUCGCUAAGCUGUAAUCCUGCUUUGUAGAAUAGGCCCCUGCUGCGUGUUGUAGCGCAGCUAAACUGUUUCCCUCGGGUCCUGGACUAUGUCACUUUAUCCUAGUUGUAGAAGUUCUGCAAACAUUGUGUUUGCUCGUCGUCUGUUAGCAUCCAAAGUAGCACCAAUGCUUUACUUCCACAUCGACUGGGCCCCAUAUGCAAUUAUCUGAAUUAUUUAUCGGCAUUAUAUCUGAAUUCUAUCAGAGGAAUACAAGCGAGCAGGAGUGUCUGUUUGUGGGCGGGGCUUGCUAGAGCAGAGAGGGUAGGGAGAGGAGGAGCUGAGGGGAAAACUGGUUGGGAGGGGUAGUGCUAACAUUCAAGAAAUUCUCCCAAAAACUGGCACUUCCUCAGAUCCUGCCUACCCCACCUUUAAGCCUUACAUGCUAGUGGCACAAUGUAGAGUGCCGUACUUAGUAGCAUUUAGGAGAAUAGGCUUAGUAGAAAUGGCAUUUAAUAGUUAUAAGUGUGGUUAAAUUAGUAUGUAAUCAUCAUUCUGAACAUAAAAAUCCUUUCAUUGUUAAAUUAGAAUAGGCAUUUUAUGUCUAUAUAGGCAGCUAUCUUUCUCUACUUUGUAUCUUUUAUUCAAUGAGCAGCUGCGCAAAACACUCCAGUUGGAAGAUGAAUGAGAAGCGAGAGGUGAGUGUGCACAAAAGAAUUAGUAAGGGUAGAAUUUUUUGUAAAAAUACUGACAACUGGAGGGAAGCAAUGAUCAUGCCUUUACCUGCAAGAUUUAGCUCAACACUCUGCAUCUGAGAGAGAGAUCGUUGUAAUAUUGUGCCGAACACCAUCACAACACUGCCAACUCUAAUCUGCGCUCAGCACUGAAAACAGUCAAGUUGGGUCAAAACUGCAUGGCGAGGUGAUGGCUUGGGUUGCACAAUGUUUUUCUAUGAUGCUGACUUGAAAAAUCAAACAGAUUUCAUCCCACCACCACCACCCACUAGAGGCUGUGUAUUUCUGUCAGACCAGGAUUAACAUGUUCCCUCUUGCUAAUAUGAAGAAAAUAUGACAGCUUGCCAGCCUGAGAUUCAAAGACGUUUUAAUUUAACCUUGACUUCUCAUUUGGAAGUAUUAUCCACAAAAGCUGGAUCAAGGAGACUUGAGAAAAAGUGGUGUACACUGUGUUGUGCCAUCCAGUUCUCAAGGUUACCCUCUGAGGGGAGUCUUUAUCCCUGUAUUAAGCACAGAGAUAUACUGAGUGUCUAAAUAAGGGUAUUCUUCAUCCAGUGAAAGAUGUGUAAAGAUUCUGUUUGAUCUUGGAUCUAAACAAGGAGUUAUGCUCACCUAAGUUCCCCUGAGCCACACUGUUUGCUUUCAGGCCACAUUAGGUACACGUCAAAGAGGAGACAGAGUAUUGAUGUGCAGUCUGAGGCAAAGAUAGGCCGAAUGAAAAACAGAAAUAAAACUGCUCAGGCUGCUUUGAUCUAUUCUUUGGGCUUUUAAUCAUAAUAACUAUCAGCAUGAGAAAAGAAAAAUCCUUGAUUAAUCUUUCCAACCAUGUUUGGACAGAUUAAACUGAGUCAUGACUGGAGAAGAGGUUCCAUUUUGUUCCUCAUUUAAAGAGCAGAAAAUAUAUCUUUUUUUUUUUUUUUUUAUCCAAAGCCAUAGCAGGACAGAUAUCUUUUAACAAAACAAAGAUAAUCUCUGUUACCUAAAUUUUAGAGGCACAAAGUGGAGCUGGAGCAGCU
Molecule: messenger RNA, 11087 nt
Organism: Xyrichtys novacula (pearly razorfish)
Lineage: Eukaryota; Metazoa; Chordata; Actinopteri; Labriformes; Labridae
Source: the annotation of a GenBank genome assembly